AACACAGAGACAUGAAAACAAUAACAAACACAUUCGAUUCCGUAAGUUUCUUCUCUCUCUCCCACAACGACGUGCUCUCCUCUAUCUCACUCCUCUCUUUUUAUCUUCCCCAUUCUUCACAUUUACCUUUGAUCAUCAUCAUCAUCAUCACCUCAUAUGGAUUCUCGAAUCAUCAAAGAAGAAGCCGAGGAGGCGGCGUUGGCCUCUCUCCUCCCUCCCCCUCCGCAUCGCAAGACGCAAUCUUUCAACCAACAAUUCGGCGAGAAGCCGCCGCACCACCAGAUCCGCAAGCACAGCCUCGACGAGGUCCCUAUAUCCUCCACGCCGGCAUCCGCAACCGAAUCCGCCGUCUACUUCGACUCCUCCGACGACGAAUUCUCCACCGGAGGAGCCGGAGACAGCUUCUUCGACGGAAGCAGCGCCGGCGAGGAUUACUCCGUCGUCACUCCUCCUCCUAAUAUCGGGGACGACUCCGUCGAGCCGCUCCCGGAGUUCAUCGGCGCGGGAGGCGGCGCCGGGAUAUUCAAGGUUCCGGUACGCGCGGCGGUGCAUCCCGGCCGGCCGCCGUGUCUGGAGCUGAGGCCGCACCCUCUCAGGGAGACGCAGACGGGGAGGUUCUUGAGGAACGUCGCUUGCACGGAGGCCCAGCUGUGGGCGGGUCAAGAGAACGGCGUGAGGUUUUGGAAGUUAGAAGAGGCUUACGUGGCGGGGCGUGGGGUCGGCGGGAAAGUAGAGCGAGGGGAUGAGGAUACGGCGCCGUUUCGUGAGUCUGUUACUACUUCCCCUACUUUGUGUUUGGUGGCUGACGAAAGCAACAAGGUUCUGUGGAGCGGCCACAAGGAUGGGAAGAUCAGGGCUUGGAACAUGGAUCAGCAUGAUGAUGAUUCUGAUCCUUUCGAGGAGCGAAUCUCGUGGCAAGCUCAUCGCGGUCCGGUGAACUCAAUCGUCAUUAGCUCUUAUGGUGAUAUGUGGUCAUGUUCUGAAGGAGGUGUGAUCAAGAUAUGGCCUUGGGACUCGUUAGAGAAAUCUCUUCUGCUUAAACCUGAGGAGAAACAUAUGGCUGCGAUGUUAGUGGAGAGGUCUGCCAUUGACCUCAGGAGCCAAGUUACUGUCAACGGGACAUGCAGCUUAUCUUCCUCGGAAGUCAAAUACUUGUUAGCCGAUUCUGUUAGAGCUAAAGUGUGGGCUGUGCAGUCACUCUCUUUCUCUAUCUGGGAUGCUCGGAGUAAAGACCUUUUGAAAGUUUUCAACGUUGACGGACAAGUCGAAUGUCGUGUAGACGUCAUGCCAUCUAUACAAGACCAGCAAGUCGACGACGAGAUGAAACUCAAGUUCUUCUCACCUUCCAAAAAGGAGAAACCACAGGGGUUUCUACAGCGGUCACGUAACGCCAUAAUGGGAGCUGCUGGAGCUGUACGCAGAGUCGCCAGUAGAAGUGCAGGAGCGUUCUUGGAAGAUACAAGGAAAACAGAAGCUAUCGUCUUAGCUGCGGAUGGAACUAUUUGGACAGGAAGCAUGAGCGGUCAGAUUGCUCAAUGGGAUGGAAACGGAAACCGCUUGAGGGAUGUGAACCACCACCACAGGCCUGUUUUGUGCUUUUGCUCUUUUGGUGAUCGGAUCUAUGUUGGUUACGCGAGUGGUUACAUCCAGGUAUUGGAUCCUGAUGGGAAGUUGAUAGCGAGCUGGGUUUCGCAUAAUGAGCCUGUGAUAAAGCUAGCAGCUGGUGGCGGUUUCGUUUUUAGUUUGGCUAGUCAUGGUGGAGUACGAGGGUGGUAUGUGACGUCUCCAGGACCGUUGGAUAAUAUAAUCCGAACUGAGUUGUCUCGGAAGGAAAGUUCUUACGCUAGACAAGACAAUGUUAGGAUUUUGAUUGGUACGUGGAACGUUGGUCAAGGACGGGCUUCACACGAUGCGCUUAUGUCUUGGUUGGGAUCUGUCACUUCAGAUGUUGGUAUUGUCGUUGUUGGGUUGCAAGAGGUGGAGAUGGGGGCAGGUUUCCUUGCUAUGUCUGCCGCUAAGGAAACGGUUGGACUUGAGGGAAGUGCUGUGGGGCAAUGGUGGAUUGAUGCAAUUGGAAAAGCACUUGAUGAGAAUAACACUUUUGAGCGUAUGGGUUCAAGGCAGUUGGCUGGACUUCUGAUAUCUCUUUGGACGAGGAAGGAGAUUAGAACACAUGUUGGAGAUCUUGAUGUUGCAGCAGUCCCUUGUGGCUUUGGCCGUGCCAUUGGCAACAAGGGAGGUGUGGGUCUGAGAAUCAGAGUUUAUGAACGAAUCAUGUGCUUUGUGAACUGCCACUUGGCUGCGCAUUUGGAGGCAGUUAACCGCAGAAACGCCGAUUUCAAUCACAUUUUUAGAUUAAUGGUCUUUUCAAGAGGACAAAAUCUAAGUAACGCAGCAGCUGGUAUGGUGCAGUUCCUGUUUAUGUCUUGCUCACUUGGCUUAUCCACAUAUUUAUUCUGGCUACUUUACUCUUCUGGUUUGCCGUGGGCCCUCUCUCUUGCAGCUGGCGUCUCCACAGCAGCUUAUACACUCAAGACUACCACUAGUCCAAGCAUUGGCACUGAAGAAGCCAAGUCUGAUUUAGCAGCAGCAGACAUGAUUGCAUUUUUCGGCGAUUUUAACUAUAGGCUGUUUGGUAUAACCUAUGAUGAAGCGAGAGACUUCAUCUCGCAGCGGUCCUUUGACUGGCUCAGAGAAAGAGACCAACUCAGACAAGAGAUGAAGGCUGGAAAAGUCUUCCAAGGAAUGCGUGAGGCAUUAAUCACUUUCCCUCCCACUUACAAAUUCGAAAGGAAUCGUCCAGGCCUAGGAGGAUAUGACUCAGGGGAGAAAAAACGAAUCCCUGCAUGGUGUGACAGAGUUAUAUACAGAGACACUCAAUCAAGCCCGUUUUCACAGAGCAACUUGCAGUGCCCUGUAGUUUCAUCGGUUAUAAUGUAUGAAGCUUGUAUGGAUGUUACUGAGAGCGAUCACAAACCUGUACGCUGCAAGUUUCAUGCGACCAUAGCACACGUUGAUAAAUCUGUGCGGAGACAGGAGCUGGGGAAUAUAAUAAGGUCCAAUGAGAAGAUAAGAUCCAUAUUAGAGGAUCUAAAAUUUGUUCCGGAAACAACUGUUAGCACCAACAACAUUGUGCUUCAGAGUCAGGACACAGUCAUACUAACAAUCACAAACAAAUCAACAAGCAAAGCUAUUUAUAGCAUUCUCUGCGGUGGUCAGACUAUAGUUAGGGAUGAUGAUGGUGAAGAGUCUGAUUAUACUCCACGAGGCUCCUUUGGUCUACCUCGCUGGCUUGAGGUUUCACUGGGAGGUGGGAUAAUUAAACCAGAAGGAUCAGUGGAUGUGAAAGUUCACCACGAAGAGUUUUACACGUUGGAAGAGUAUGUUGAUGGUAUCCCACAGAAUUGGUGGUGUGAAGACGCUCGAGAUAAAGAAGCAAUCCUGAUGGUGAACAUUCGAGGUAGCUGCUCUACUACAUGGACAAGCCACUCUGUUAAAGUCCGUCACUGCUACUCAGGCAGAGUAUGUCUCCUUGAUCCCAAACCCACAAACCUUACAAAGAACCUAGGCGGUUCACGUCGCCAUCCAACGGAUACUAGACGGGGUAAAAGCCGGUGAUGAGCUCUUGUAACAUUGACACUUAUGACUAGAUCCUAGAGUAGAAGAACAACAAAGCCAUCAAAUAAAAAAAUGCAUGAGGUGAAGAAUUGCUUUUAUUCAUUUUUUUAAAAUAUUCUUUCGAGAAUCCAUGUUGUAUCAGAAACUGUAGAUUUGCUUUGAGACCAUUCCUCAGUUAGGCUCGUAUUCAACUUUGGAGUCUCCUCACUUGAAUCUAAAUGGUUUAAGUAAGACUUGUGUAAACAUAUGUUACUUGU
This is a messenger RNA of Brassica oleracea var. oleracea, 3875 nucleotides long. Its product is annotated as type I inositol polyphosphate 5-phosphatase 13-like. NCBI's taxonomy places the organism in Eukaryota, Viridiplantae, Streptophyta, Magnoliopsida, Brassicales, Brassicaceae. Gene Ontology annotation, molecular function: phosphatase activity; protein binding. The record is from RefSeq and is a predicted model, not a curated record. Gene Ontology annotation, biological process: phosphatidylinositol dephosphorylation. The coding region runs from base 157 to 3618 and encodes 1153 amino acids. The transcript has 9 exons.